This is a messenger RNA of Thrips palmi, 4564 nucleotides long. RefSeq names its product histone-lysine N-methyltransferase eggless (gene egg). Gene Ontology annotation, biological process: heterochromatin organization; negative regulation of gene expression. The transcript has 23 exons. Gene Ontology annotation, cellular component: nucleus. The record is from RefSeq and is a predicted model, not a curated record. Gene Ontology annotation, molecular function: histone H3K9 methyltransferase activity; protein binding; DNA binding. Lineage: Eukaryota; Metazoa; Arthropoda; Insecta; Thysanoptera; Thripidae. The coding region runs from base 263 to 4396 and encodes 1377 amino acids.
AUUUUUUCUGUUGAUACUGCUGCCGUCGUGGUUGUAGUGUAAACUCUAUCGAAAAGAAACAACAAUUAAUGUUGAAUCUUCCAGUCGAAAAUGAGGAACCGUUAAAAAUGCAAUGGCAACAUCCCCUAAGCCACUCUAAUUGUUAGGUUCAAGUAUUUGCCCGGUGUUUAACAUCGAGGCGCGGAUUCCGUCUAGGUUAUGUGGAUUCGGACUGCAUUUCAGUUUUCUGCUUGAAUAUUGCAGUCUGUAGCCGAAAGACAUCAUGGAGGUAGAUCUCACUGAUGAUGAUUGUAUCAUGACAACUCCGAUCCAGCUUGGUGCUUCGAAGACCCCAGCUUCGACACCCAAAACUCCUAAACCACCGAACAAACCCUCGGCGCCUCUAGAGAUACUGGAAAUUUCAGAUGAUGAUGAUGAUGAUAUUAUAUUUGAGCCAGAGAAAGCAAAUCCACCAUCAAGCGGAGUUUCAACAAGCGCGUCAAAGCAAAGCUCUGAUACAUUGAAGAAGCUUCAAGUGUCUUCAAAAAAUGACAAAACGGAAGAUAUUCAAGUAUUCACUCCUAUACCAAUCAAUGAAAGAUUGCCAUUACUCUCUUCCUUAGCUGAAAAUGUACCUAAGAAACACUCAGCCAAGGAUAAAUCUGGUACAGAUGAUAUUAUUGAGGUAUUUGAUCUUCCCCCUUCAGUUUCAAAUACAGAGAAAAGCAAACCAUCUACUUCAGCUUCCGUAAGAACUCCAAGUAAUUCAGUGGCAAAGAAUCAGUCCACGCUUUUGCCCAAAGACAAAGCAACAGAUCCUAAAGUGCCCAGUGGGCAGUCCAAAGGUUUUAAAGGUAGAAGCGACCCAACGGUAGAUGAUGUCAUUGAGGUGGCAGAGUCUCCUCCGCGGAACCAAGAGGAGUUUUCGUCGCUCAACAAAGAGAAAUCUGGGGCCAAUAAUGUUGCUGAGAAGAAUGUUUCUAUAGGUCAAGCUAAACAAUCAAGAAAUGUAUCAACUUGUAGAUAUGUAGUAGAUAUAACAGAUGAGGAAAAAUCCAAGCAAGUCACCUGUUACCCUAAAAGAAAUUCAGAAAAUACGUGCUUGAAUGUUGGCUGUAAAUCUGGCGAUGAUCUGAAGAGUGCUCCCAUGUUUGUGAUAAGCUAUUAUGGCUGCAAGUUGAAGAAGGGAAAGUAUGAUGUUUGCGCAGAGUGUUUUCAAGCAGCAGUUGAUCAUCAUGCGGAACUUGCCAAUAGGUUGUGUCACCAGGAAUCAUUGUUUGCAUAUGAAAAUUUUCGUAUUAAUGACAUUCCUAUUGUUGAUCUCGAGUCUGAUGAAGAAACCUCCGAUAAUGAGGAACCUCUUCCCUUUUCUGUACUCCUUGAUCUAGAAAGGAACUUGGAAAUGGCCUUGAAUGAAUCUUUUUCGAAGUACCACCUUGAUUACCAGAUCAAAGAAGCAACUGGAAUGUUAACAGAUAAAAUGACUUCCUUAGAGUUGGAAGGGAAAAAGAUUGAUGACCAAUAUGAUCAGCUCCAAAAAGAUAUUGAUGAAAUGCGUAAGAAAGUGUAUGAAAAGCACAACGCUAUCAUAAGACAAGUACCAAGCCUUGAUACAGCAACUCUUACACUGCCCUCAACAACACCUCAACAAUUUGAUACUUCCACCAAGUAUCCUCAAAAUAUUCAAGAAUAUCAACCAUUUAUGCCGCACCGAGGAGUUGCAAUGAAGAGAGUCACAAAUCAUUCACUGCAUUCACCUCACAGGCCAAUAUCUCCAACAAGUCUUGAUGGAUGUAGUCAGGAAAUUGUUGCUCUCAGGGAGGUUAAUAUUCCUCAAGCUCCAUUACCUCCAAUUGGACCCCUUGUGCGUCCCAAACCACGUACAGAUGAUAUUGUAUAUGUCAUGAAAAUGAGUUUCUUUGGUGUUUGGCUCCGUGGACGUGUAAUCGAUGUUACCAACACAUCUGCUGCAAAUUAUAUUACAAAUACAGUGUAUAAAGUAAAAAUGGAACUUCAAGCAAAUAAAAAACAGUUCUCAAUUAAAACAGUGCAAGGAAAGCACAUGGCUUAUCCCAACCCAGCUUCUGUUCGUCUGGAGGUUGGUACUAGAGUUAUAGCUGUUUUUCAAGAUGAUGAAAGUAACAACCAAAACAAAGGAGGAUCCUACUAUUCUGGCCUCAUUGCUGAACCCCCAAAACCAAAUAAUCGAUACAGAUAUCUAGUAUUCUUUGAUGAUGGUUACGCACAGUAUGUCCCUCAUAAUAAAAUCUUAGUAGUCUGUGAGAGUUCUAGUAAUGUUUGGGAUGACAUUCAUCCUGACUCACGUGAAUUCAUUCGUAAAUACUUAAACCAGUACCCUGAACGUCCCAUGGUGAAACUGGCCCCAAACCAAGUUGUUAAAACCGAAUGGAAUGGUAAAUGGUGGAUUGCCCGAGUAGUAGAAGUUGAUGGGUCCUUAGUCAAAAUGAGUUUUGAUGCUGAUAAGCGCACAGAGUGGAUUUAUCGGGGAUCUACUCGAUUACAUCCCCUUUUCAAUGAACUGUCCAAACAAGCUGAGGCUCAGGCAGUUGGCUCAGGCACAAUAACUCGCAUGCGUGGAAUGGGUGUAAGAAGGGUAAAUCAACCAUAUGUAGAAUAUACUCAGAACACUGGAAUUGAAGAUGAAGGCAGUGAACCCGCUGCACCCACUGCAGUAUCAGCGCCAUCAACAGUUGUCCGUGCUGUAGCUAGAAAGAGUACUUCAUCUAAGAAACAUGAAAUUCAUGCUGUCAUUCCACAGACGCCAACCUCUAAAACUCUGUUUUUCAGCCCAGAUAACAUUGGUAUUGUUAAGGAACUACAACUGCCUAAGGAUGCUCUCAUGCCUAAGCGACUUCAACCUCAUACAUGUGGCCCCCAUUGUAUUGGAUGGAUUAAGUAUGACCCUGUGAAAAUGCGAGGUUACAAUCCAUUGUCAAUCCCUCUCUACUGUGGGUGGCAAAGGGAAUUACCAAGGUUUAAGAAGAAAAGCACAAUCCUUUAUACUGCUCCUUGUGGGAGAAGGUUACGAAACAUGCAAGAACUGCAUAGGUAUUUACGCAUUUGUAAAUCGGAAAUGUCUGUUGAUUUAUUUGACUUUGACUAUUGGGUCAAUGCAUUGUCCGAAUUCACUCUCACAGAUAAAUUAAAAAAACAUAUUGUGCAGGAGGACAUUACAUGUGGCAGAGAAAAUGUUAAAAUACCAUUGAUCAACUAUGUAGAUAAUUCGCUCCCUGCUAAUUUAAUUUACAAAAAUCAACGCGAACCGUAUGAAGGUGUGCCAUUAAACAAUGAUCCUGCCUUCCUAUGUGGCUGUGAUUGUACUGAUGAUUGUCAAAACAAAGAAAAGUGUGCUUGUUGGAAACUUACUAUACAGGGUUCUGCGCUAUACCCUGGUGGUGUGGAGGAUCCAAAUGUUGGUUAUUACUAUAAACGACUACAGGAGCGUGUUAUCACUGGCAUUUAUGAAUGCAAUGAACAGUGCAAGUGUUCAAAGAAAACAUGCUUGAAUAGAGUUGUCCAGCACCCACUGCAGUUGCAGUUACAGCUGUUCAAAACACCAAACAAAGGAUGGGGUUUACGAUGUGUGAAUGAUAUCCCAAAGGGAACAUUUAUUUGUAUCUAUGCUGGAUACCUUUAUACUGAAGAAACUGCAAAUACUAUUGGUGAAUUAGAAGGUGAUGAUUACCUUGCUGAAUUAGACUACAUAGAAGUUGUGGAGCGUAUGAAAGAGGACUAUGAGAGUGAUGUUGAAGAUGAAGAGGAAGAAGAAGAAGAAGAUUUUGUAGACAAAAAUGCAGAGAGAAGCCGAUACAAAGGAGAAAGUGACUCUGACUACAAGUCAGGACGGAAAGCCUCACUGGAUAGUAACUCAGAUGCUUCCAUUAGAUCUCGAUUACGGAAGAGAACUGCAGCUGACUUGGACUCUGGGGAUGACAGUAGAAAUACAGGUGAUAAAGGGAGCAAAAGAAGAGAAACCUCUCAGAAAAAUGAUGCUGAAGAUGAUGACGGGAGUGAUGAUGACAAAAUGGAACGUCUGCCUUCAAGCUUUACACCAAAGCCCUUAACAAAGACACCUAUUACUGAUACUCCAGUUCGACGCUUUCAAUCAGUUCGCAAAUUUUAUGGACCAAAUGAGCGUGUCUAUAUUAUGGAUGCAAAUCAAGUGGGAAACAUUGGGCGCUACCUUAAUCAUUCCUGUAGUCCUAAUGUGUUCGUACAAAAUGUAUUUGUUGACACCCAUGACCUCCGUUUUCCUUGGGUGGCUUUCUUUGCAUUGCAGUAUAUUAAAGCAGGCGCAGAACUCACUUGGGAUUACAAUUAUGAUGUCGGCAGUGUGCCAGAUAAACAAAUUAUCUGUCAAUGUGGUAGCUUGGAAUGCCGUGGACGACUUCUAUGAGAUAAUUUAUUACAAUUUUUAUGUACAAUUUUAAUUUAAGAGAACUGAUUUUCCUUGGGCAAGUCAUUAGUAAAAAUUGAAGUGCACUUUUUGUGAACCAUGUGUUUGUGCAACUGGCAGUUUUAGCAUGAAUUUGGGUGAAAUAAAAUGGCCCAUUGAUGCUGUUUA